Messenger RNA from Stomoxys calcitrans (stable fly), 1064 nucleotides. RefSeq names its product hydroxysteroid dehydrogenase-like protein 1. Lineage: Eukaryota; Metazoa; Arthropoda; Insecta; Diptera; Muscidae. The record is from RefSeq and is a predicted model, not a curated record. The transcript is spliced from 5 exons. Gene Ontology annotation, cellular component: endoplasmic reticulum. Bases 66 to 998 code for a protein of 310 amino acids. Gene Ontology annotation, molecular function: oxidoreductase activity.
GCAUACUAUGACAAGUUCAUUUGAUGUUGCUUCGUUGUCAAUGAAAGUUCUGAUAGCGGUUUGAAAUGUGGUGUUCCAGCUUUUUUGCUUGUCUGGGCGUUUUGGCAUUUCUCAAUUACCUCUAUGGAACUCUGAAAUCACCCAUUCAGCUUCUAUAUCAUAAAUGGCUGCGGUUUAGUAAAAAGGACAUUUCCUUAUUAGAAGCCUACGGAGUAUGGGCAGCCGUCACAGGAUCUACAGAUGGCAUUGGCAAGGCAUAUGCCCGCCAGUUAGCCCGCAAAGGCUUUAACAUUGUUUUGAUUGCUAGAAAUGAAGAAAAGAUGCAACGAGUGGCUGAAGAAAUUGAAAACGAUUUUGGCGUUGGAGUCUAUAUGGUAAAGGCGGAUUUCUCCCUUGGCAAGCCUAUCUAUGAGAAGCUUUAUCAAGAUUUAGCUAAGAAACCUAUAAAACUUCUAGUUAAUAACGUUGGCAUUGGUCAUAAUCCACCCGGUCCAGUUGGUAACUUCUCUUCGGAUCACCUAUGGGACAUGAUUAAUGUGAACAUUGCUGCUGCCACCCAGCUCAGUCGUCACUUUGUGCAUGAAUGGUAUAGCAAUGGCAUCAAAGGGUGCAUAGUCAAUAUAUCAUCGGGUCUUGAACAGCAACCAUGUCCUCAUGGGGCAGUGUAUGGAGCAUCGAAGGCCUACUUACGCAGUUUUACCCUAGCGCUACAGCAUGAGGUGGAACACUUGGGCAUAAGGGUGCAAUUGGUGUCGCCAGGAUUUGUAGUAACUAAAAUCAACAAUUACUCCUCGUUUAUAAUGAAGGGUAAUCUAUUUACGCCUCAAGCUGAUCAAUACGCUGAAUGGGCGGUGGAAAGUAUUGGUAAAACUAAAGCAACUACUGGUUAUUUUUGGCAUGGAGUAUUUAAUACUAUUGUGAAAGUAUUACCAUGGUGGAUGAGAAGCCAACUUAUUAUUAUCGGAGGGAGCUAUUUAGUGAAUAAAAAACAGAAAUAAAAAAAAGUGACACCAAUAACAGAGAGUCUGACAAUAAAGAAUCUCGUACUUGUAAAUGGAAUCACA